AUAUCUCGAUGUAAUUUGACGUCAUAUCCGCAAUCGAUGAAACAAAAUGGAUCUUUUAAGAAAAAAUGUUAACCAACAUGAUAUUUAACAACAAAGGGCUUUGCUUUUGAGAUGGAUUGUCAUGGCAGGACCAGUUAUUAAAUUUACGGAACGAAAGCGUGAAAAGUUUGCAAAAUUUGUUGGAUUUACGCAGUGGGUUUGCAUUUUACCAUCUUUUAUGUGUCUGGUGUUAGCAUUAUAUGUACAGUUAGUGAUAGAAGCUAAAAUAAAUUUCAUUGAAGACUACAACGGCACGAUACUUCCUGGAUUCCUUCUAUUUUGUGGAUUUUUCGGAUUGUUUUCGCACAUUUUAUGUGGUAAAGUAGCUUAUACCAACAGGUUACCUGAAAAAAGGGAGAAAUGGAUGAAAUUUUUGCUUCCUGCGCUAAUUGUAACAUUCGUCAUAUUCUUAGCUGAAUUAAUUUCUGGAGUAAUGUGUUUUGCGCAUAUUCAAAAUUUGGAGGAAUCAUUUCAAUCCGGCAUUAAGGCUGCGAUGUCUGCUUACAAGGAUGAUGCGACAACUAAGGAGGAACUUGACAUAUUGCAGUUCGAGUAUGAAUGUUGUGGUAGCAAGGAUUAUAUGGAUUGGUUUUCUGUUGCCUGGAUUCAUCCCGACUUCAGGAGUACAAAGUCACGAACAAGCGACUUAAACAAGACGGUACUUGACAGCGUCCCAUUUAGCUGUUGUAAUCCACAAACUUUGCGCCCGUGCAUUCAACAUCACGUGCACGACAAUAACCUACACUUCAACUACGACUAUCGAAAGGAAACAACACUGUAUAGCAACGGAUGUACGGAAAAACUGAUGUCGUUUUACAAACAUUCAGUUCUGAUGGUAGCUGGUGGACUGGUUUUUAUCCUGUCAAGUAUAGAGUUUGAGCUGAUUAUAUGUAUGCGGUUACUUCAAACGGCAGUGGCGUCAUCGCUAGAGUCCUAUGAUCAAGAAGGUCCAUCAUAUGGGUAUCUGUUCGGUAAUCCGCAGAAAACAGGCGCAGAUUCAACUGGAGGAACGACGCUGCUUGAUACGACAGGGGAGACCACUACAGCGGAUAUCACGUUUAGUAUGGAGGACGGAGAGUUUGACGAAGAACGUUACGUUAAUUUGGAUCCAGUUUACGAAAACGUUGGGCAGUUCGAAGUUGGAGCUGACGAUGAACAUAUCUAUAACGAAGGAGCUGUUGAAGGUUAUCUUGCCGGAAAGUUUGCUCGAUCAAAGGAAAGGUUUGAGCAUCUUCAGGAAGGCGGAUAUGAGGCUCUACAUCCAGCAUACAUGGCUCCAGGCAUCCCUGUUGCCCCGCCGCCGCCACCGCUUCCUAAUGUUAAUUUCAACAGAUCACCAACAAAUCUUCAUGAAGUCCGGUCUAACUAUGGAAGUUAUUUGGCCAUGGAUUUUUCGAAUUCGUCAUGGGCAAAAUAUCUCCCCGCGACAGAGAAAGUACCAAAAAGAUAUAGAAAACACAACAAAGUUCGCGUAAAAAGGCAUCCGUUUCCGAGCCCUAAACGUAUGUCAAGCAGUCCAAAAGAUACAUCCGUUAUAAAUAUGCGCCAAAGUAAAUCACCAUCUAUAUCUGGAUCAGGUACUAGACAAAGGCAUACAGAACCUGAACGCAGACGACUUUUAGAUAGCAGUCCGCCUGAUUUGCUAUAUAGAUCUCCAAAUAGAUAUCCAAAUAGAGAGGAACAUUUGCAAGAGCCACGACGUUCCCUUUUUGAACCUCAUUGUUCAUAUAAACACAGUGCCACUCAAAUCUCUCCUAACAAGAUCCUACCUUACGACCGGAAUUCCAACAUUUUCCCGAGCAUGUUUAAUUCCGUAUAUGGAAAACGAAAGUCUCCGCAAAAGAAGUCUCCAGAUCGGCGCAUUUCUCCUCAGAAAACAAGCUUCAAGUCCGGCGUUUCUUAUAAAUGUAAUCAUGCAUAUGAUUAGAGUAUAUGAACCGUGUCAUGACAAAACCAACAUAAUGGGUUUGCGACCAGCAUGGAUCCAGACCAGCCUGCGCAUCCGCGCAGUUUGAUCAGGAUCCAUGCUUUUCGCUUACAAACCCUAUAACAAGUAGAGAAACUGAUAGCGAACAGCAUUGAUCCUGAUCAGACUGCUCGGAUGCGCAGGCUGGUCUGGAUCCAUGCUGGUCGCAAACCCAUUAUGUUGGUUUUGUCGUGACACGGCUCAAUUAUAUUAAAGUGAUAUAUUUUAUGCCUUAUAUAAAAAAUAAUAUUUAUAGUGUCCAGAAUAUGACAUUUUGUAGUACAAAUAUUGAUAAAAAUGCAAGAGUAUUUUGAGUGGAAAGCGUCAUUUGUAUGAAUAUAUCCGACUUUAUGAUCUGCUACAUAUAUUUUACUGUGUUCUAACACGUGUAUUUAGGACAUUCUAACGUGCAUGCUUACGGUCGGAAUAAGACAUAAUAAUGGGACAUGUCAACGCAAAAAUGCAUUGCACGUAAAUUAAAUUGUUCAAAUCUGUCAUAGUAUAUUUGAUAUCUUUUUACAAAGGCCAAGGAAGGAUUUAAAAACUAGCACAGAAAAUUUUCUUAAACUUUGCACGACUUAAGAGAAUCAGUUUUUAAACUACCCUGGAAAGUGUUGUUUUUUUCUCUCUGUCUCUCUCUCAUGUAUAGAUUACUCAAUGCUACAUGACAAGCAACACCUUAUUUGAUUUUACAUGUAUAUACAUGUAUGUGUUUCUUAGUUUACUCCCCACCAUGGGGCAAAAUUUCGACAAAUUUUAUUCUAUGGUUGCUUAUGUCAAAUGUUAGAAAUAUUCUUGGAGAAAUGCCCCCUUUUGAAGAAAAAUGCAGUAUGUUUAGUCAUUGAAGCAUUGCAACAUAUAUUUCCUAAUUGAAUAGUUUUAAACUUAGCAUAGAAAUUGAAAAUGAAGAUUGAAAUAAAAUGAAAUACCGGUUUGCUUGAUUUUAAAAGUUAUCUGCUCCUGAAUGUGACCAAAGUAAAGAAACUCACUUUUAUCGGCAGAUAGCUCAAAGAAUCCCUAUUUUUCCGAAACAAUUUGUUUUAAUCAUGACUCUCUUUAAUCAUGCUUAGUUUGAGAAAAAAAAUAAUUGCUAGUUUAAAGUUUGUAAAAAUAUUAUAGUAACAUUUCCUAUACGGGGCAUUUUACCUUAGAAAUUAUUGGCUUAACAAAUUCUGUGUAUAAAGUUGGAAAUCAAACAGUAGUGUCUUUACUAUUUGUUUCCGUCUUGUUUUUUGAAAAAUAAAACAUGUAUGGUCCUUC
Messenger RNA from Ruditapes philippinarum (Manila clam), 3265 nucleotides. RefSeq lists its product as uncharacterized. The coding region runs from base 122 to 1966 and encodes 614 amino acids. The transcript has 4 exons. Gene Ontology annotation, cellular component: membrane. Gene Ontology annotation, biological process: visual perception. Lineage: Eukaryota; Metazoa; Mollusca; Bivalvia; Venerida; Veneridae. The record is from RefSeq and is a predicted model, not a curated record.